This is a messenger RNA of Homarus americanus (American lobster), 1428 nucleotides long. Its product is annotated as inosine-uridine preferring nucleoside hydrolase-like. Lineage: Eukaryota; Metazoa; Arthropoda; Malacostraca; Decapoda; Nephropidae. Gene Ontology annotation, molecular function: hydrolase activity, hydrolyzing N-glycosyl compounds. The coding region runs from base 101 to 1117 and encodes 338 amino acids. The transcript has 8 exons. The record is from RefSeq and is a predicted model, not a curated record.
CUUAAAAUCCGGAUCCCUGUUGUGCUACCCCUUAGUCCUCAGUCGCUGAUUCACCCACCUGCUUCACUUUGUGCUCCUUCUUACUCCACUGUGCUUCAAAAUGAUGUCUGUACCAAAGGUCAUUAUCGACACUGAUGCUGGCAUUGACGAUGCUCUGGCAAUUUUCAUGGCUCUGGCAGCACACAAGAGAGGGGAAAUUGAAGUCAUUGCUGUAACCACAGUACACGGCAACACUGGAGUACACCAUGUUAACAACAAUGUAUUGAGGAUUUUGAAAACUGUCGACUUAAUGGAGAUCCCAGUGUACAGUGGAGCUGCUAAAUCUUUAGUUCACCCCUGGACACACUCCGGGGAAAUGUUUCAUGGCACUGAUGGUUUUGGGGACGCACAUUUACCAGCGAUACCUCCAGCCUCUUCAUUGUUAAAACCACAACAUGCUGUUUGGACACUCCUAGAACUGGUCAACAAGUAUCCCAAUGAGAUAGUAUUAACAGCCCUGGGACCGCUCACCAAUGUGGCUCUUGCCAUUCGACUUGAGCCAGCAUUUACCUCUCGCCUCGCAGCAAUCUAUGCCAUGGGUGGCAACACUAGAGGUUUGGGCAACAUAACAUCAGCAGCAGAGUUCAACUUCAUAUGUGACCCAGAGUCAGCUAAAGUGGUGUUGGAGGAAACCCUUAUACCCAUCUACCUCACACCCUGGGAAACAUGUCUUGAUGGGGUGACAAUACCAUAUUCGUUGCGUAAAAAGUUGGGCGACAUCCAGAAUCCCAUCACUGAACUAAUGAAUAAGAUUGAGGCCAAAAUCCUGAAAAAACAACAUUAUGAAAACUGGAUUACCUGUGACCAGCUUGCAGUAGCCUGGAUGAUCAAUGAUGCAAAAAACCAACAUUCACAGCAAGGUGGUGAAAAAGGGUGUGGUGACGGUGAAGGUCGCCUCGUCAGUACUUCCAAGAGUUGUUUUGCUACUGUUGAACUCAAUGGUAGUUUGACUCGUGGCCAAAUGGCAAUUGACCACCGUGACUUAAUGAACCGCACAUCCAACCUAAUCAUAAUGACUAGCAUUGAUGAACAACUGUACCUGCGAUAUCUGAAGAUGGCAUUUGGUGGGGAGUUUUGAGAUAAAACUUAAGAGAUUAUAAAGAAAAUGCCAUAUACAGUAUAUCAAAGUUUUAUAGAGUUCUUGGUGGUUUUAUCAUUAUAUUUAAAUGCAAUGAUAAUCUUUAAGGACAGAUAAAUAUUUCAUACAAAGACUUUCCUCUGGUCAUCUUAUAAUUAGAGGAAAUUCUUCAUAACAAGUGGAAUAUUCUAAAUGGAAAUGGUAAAUCUUUCUUUAAGGGAAUUAGCCCACCCAGGCACGGGUCAUUUUUAAUGACCCACAUCAAGGACCAGGGGGCAAAAAUAUAAUAAAACAAUAAUAAUAAUAAUAAU